This is a messenger RNA of Lactuca virosa, 390 nucleotides long. NCBI's taxonomy places the organism in Eukaryota, Viridiplantae, Streptophyta, Magnoliopsida, Asterales, Asteraceae. The record is from the annotation of a GenBank genome assembly.
AUGGGAACGAAAGGGGAUACGUCUUUGAUGCCAACCCAUUUAAUCUCUCUUGCGGUGGUUAUUGUUUCUUUAAGCUUUACUUCAUCCACCGACGCCACCUACCCUUACUCAUCUCUACCACCUCCACCUAAGAAAUCCUCACCGUCAUUAACUAAGCAUCAUUAUGUUUACAAGUCACCACCUCAUCCUCGGUUUCAAAAGUCUCCUCCACCACCACCACCACAUAAACCAUAUGAAAACAAGUCACCAGAUCCACCACACAUACUUCCGAAUCCGCCUAAAACAAAGCCACCACCACCACGUACACCCGUGCACAACUCUUCACCACCACCACCACCACCGGUUCACAAGUCCCUACGACCUCCUACACCUAAAAAACCUUACGUGUAA